AAAUCUCGAUCUUACUAUUCUGUAUAAUACAAUGCCGUCUCAAAUUUACCACAAAAACAUCUUAUGCAAGUAUCUCUUGAUCUUAGGCGUGGUCGCAAUCUUCUUCAUUCUCGUCUUCAACCAAACCUACAUCAGUUCACGAUCUUUCGAUAGUAACAUAUUCACCGUAAAAUGUCAAGAGCGGCUCUUGCAGCCAAAGGAGACGGAGACAAACUUGAGCCAUUUGAUGUUCGUUUUGGUCGGGAGCUCACGUACGUGGCAGGAUCGAAGAAUUUACGUAGAAUCAUGGUGGAGACCAAACUUGACACGUGGCAACAUCUUCUUGGACGUGGAGCCGUCGAAAGAGUUCAUGCCUUGGUCUCCGACCUUCCCGCCGUAUCAAGUCAACGAAGACCUCAAGAAACUGAGAAUCUACCCGAAGCUACCAAACCCAAUUCAUACUCGGAUCUAUAGAUCCAUUCUCGAGAAUUACAGGCUCAAACAAGAUGAUGGUGUGAGAUGGUAUCUGACAGGUGAUGAUGAUACUCUUUUCUUUGUAGACAACAUAGUGGAUGUGUUGUCAAAAUACGACCACACGAAAAAACAUUACAUCGGAAUGUUUUCGGAGACGAUAAAAUCAAAUUUUUACAUCUCGUUUGAUAUGGCAUUCGGAGGAGGAGGAUAUGCCCUAAGUUAUCCGUUAGUGGAGGCUUUGGUGGCAAAGUUAGAUGAAUGUGUUGAGAGGUACCAUUUCAUUUGGGGAGUUGAUCACUUACAGAGUCUUUGCUUGGCUGAUUUCGGCGUUGAUCUUAGCCUCGAGAAAGGAUUUCAUCAGAUGGAUCUGCGCGGUGACGUAUCGGGCUUUCUCUCGUCCCAUUCAAAUGCUCCUCUUGUCAGCUUCCACCAUUUAGGGGUCGUCGCACCACUUUUCCCGGGCAUGGACCGUAAUGGCUCAGUCCUUCAUAUAAUGAAAGCGGUCAACGUGGACCAAUCACGGAUGCUACAACAGUCGAUUUGCCACGUCAGAGCCAGACAUUGGACUUUCUCGGUCUCGUGGGGAUACUCUGCUCAUGUCUAUGAGAGGAUAUUCCCACGCAGCUACUUGAAGCGUCCCAUCGAGACAUUCCGUCCUUGGCUCCGAGGACGGCCUCCGUUUUACAUGUUUAACACGAGACCGGUUUCUCGAGAUCCAUGUGAAGCUCCUCACUGGUUCUUCUUUGAUUCAAGUGAACAAGAGAACGAAGAAAUUGUUACUUCUUACACAAGGAAGUUUCCUAGAAACAUGAAUUCUUGUUACUUCUCUGGUACUAUUUCUGCGGAUCCUCUCGCUUCUAUCCGAGUCUUCUCUCCCAAAACUCCCAAACAGGGAAGAAAAGUGGAAUGUUGCGACGUGGAAUAUGAAGGUGCAGAUGUUGCAAACAUAAGACUUCGAGAUUGUAGGAGAGACGAAAUCAUUGCGUAAGAUAAAUGGAGAGCAUAAAUAUUAGUUAAUUGUAAUUGUUCAAUUAAGUUCUAAGCCGGUGUACGUUCAACAACUAAGCUAAUUAUGUCUCCAAGUAAUCUGAUAUAUUAUUGUCCAGUAAUAUUAUCUCAACAAGAAAAUUUGUUGGGAAUAUUAUUAGGAAAGACUUGUUUGUCCUGUCUGUUGUGGUGAUACUGUGUGGUUUAUUAAAGGAUGUUAUUAUGAAAGACUAUAUAUUGUCAGUU
Molecule: messenger RNA, 1686 nt
Organism: Eutrema salsugineum
Lineage: Eukaryota; Viridiplantae; Streptophyta; Magnoliopsida; Brassicales; Brassicaceae
Exons: 4
Coding region: 32-1441 (469 amino acids)
Molecular function (GO): acetylglucosaminyltransferase activity
Source: RefSeq, a predicted model, not a curated record